AUGAAGAAAGAACAGGAAACCGUCUUGGGAUCAACUAUUAGAGACCUACUACAUCAAGUGAAGGAGCAGGAAUACAACCAUAAUCUCCUAAACUCUGUCCUCACCUACAAAGACGAUUACAGAGCUUGGGACCUUCAUAAAAGUGAACUUUAUAAGCCAGAACAAACUUACCACCCCCCUACUGUGAAAUUUGGAAAUUCAACUACAUUUCAGGAUGACUUUGUUCCUCAGGAGAUAAAGCCUAGGCAAAGCUUUAAACCCUCCUCUGUGGUCAAACGUUCUACAGCCCCUUUUAAUGGUAUUACAAGUCAUCGCCUUGAUUAUAUACCUCAUCAGCUUGAACUCAAGUUUGAAAGGCCAAAAGAAGUUUACAAACCAACUGACCAACGCUUUGAGGAUCUCACAACUCACCGGUAUGACUUUCAGGGUCUUACUGGUGAAACUGCAAAAAUCUGCAGACCUGUACACACCAGAGUGACCCAGAAUGCUCGGUUUGAAGGAAGCACUGAAUUCCGUGAAAGUUUUCAACCAUGGGAAAUCCCACCACCUGAGGUCAAGAAAGUACCAGAGUAUGUGCCUCCUAAAGGGAGCAUGCUGUUAAACAGCACAAGCCAUCUUGACUAUGUUCCGUAUCAGGCCAACCGUGUUGUUCCCAUCAGGCCAGUUUCUCGUAGAAGAAGUAACAGUUUUCCUUUCCAAGGAAAAAGCACCAUGAAAGAAGAUUUUCCAGCAUGGGAAAGUUGUCGUCAAGGACUUAUUAAGAAGCAGCAGCAGAUUCCCAACCCAUCUGGAAAAUUUGAUGGUUUGAGCACUUUCAGAUCUCACUAUGUGCAACAUGAAUUGAUUCCAACAGAGAGUUGCAAACCUUUAAAUAUUGCUUUUAAGAGUUCUGUUCCAUUUGAUGAUGUAACUGUGUACUCUGUAGAGUACACACCGAAAAAACAGGAAAUUUGCCCAGCUAGCUAUCCCUUUCCUCCAGGUUAUAUUUUUGAAAAUACAAAUUCCCAAGUUCAUAAAUUCUUCUGCAAGAUUACUCCCACAGUGAAGGCCUUCUAA
This is a messenger RNA of Nomascus leucogenys (northern white-cheeked gibbon), 1056 nucleotides long. RefSeq names its product stabilizer of axonemal microtubules 2-like. The coding region runs from base 1 to 1056 and encodes 351 amino acids. Gene Ontology annotation, biological process: microtubule anchoring. Gene Ontology annotation, molecular function: microtubule binding. NCBI's taxonomy places the organism in Eukaryota, Metazoa, Chordata, Mammalia, Primates, Hylobatidae. The record is from RefSeq and is a predicted model, not a curated record. Gene Ontology annotation, cellular component: sperm flagellum; ciliary basal body; axonemal microtubule. The transcript is spliced from 3 exons.